GCGACGUCGGAGAGGAAGCACGGAGCCGUUCUCUCUGGCGCGGUCUCUCUCUAGAAAAAAAGGUGGAAAUUGAUCAUGUGAAUCGUAAAUCCGUCAAAAGUGUAUCCGUGACGUUGUUACAAUUUAUACAAAGAAUAUAUAAGGAUAGAAAAUAAAUAAAUAAAUCAGAAUAGAUAUAAAAACAAGAAAAAAAGAUACGAGUUUCAUAAAAUUAUUUAAAAAGGGGGUAAAAUAAAGUGAUGCUGCGUGUGUAUUUCUAAGAAAAAAAAAUAGAGAUCUAGAUUUUCAAAAUUUUCCUUAAAAAGAAAAAAAAGGAAAACCCUUUCGCCAGAACCAUUCAUCUCUCAAAAGUGAACCCGUUUUGCCCCAACUGGCUCUGUUCACUCGCCUUCAUGGGUCAGGUUCAGAAACCACAGUCGAACGCUGAGAGGAAUGCUGCCAAUGGCAAGCGCAACCUGCCCUUCCGUCAUCCGGACUUCUCGGAUGAUCAGAUCAGGCAGCUUACUGAGAUCGCCCGCUCUUACAAGUCCUCCAGCUCAGUGGCGUCCAAGCGCUCCACCUCUCGCCCGCCUUCGGGAUGCUCCUCGCCCAUUCUCUCGCCGACGAUACAGCGACUUCGGGCGGAGGGAUUUCCGCCCUUGGCCAGGUGCGGCUCGGACCCGGUCCUCCACGGCGCCCCUGCCCAGAAUGCCAUGAACACAGGCUCCCUCCCCGCCGACCUCGUCCCCGUGUCCACCUCCCCCUCGCCCACUGGACACGCCCACCACCACAAGCACCGGCGGGACCACAGAGUCAGGGACGCAGCGGCUAGAGUCUAUCGAAAUCCUGUUUAA
Messenger RNA from Penaeus indicus, 833 nucleotides. RefSeq lists its product as uncharacterized. Lineage: Eukaryota; Metazoa; Arthropoda; Malacostraca; Decapoda; Penaeidae. The record is from RefSeq and is a predicted model, not a curated record. The transcript is spliced from 5 exons. Bases 393 to 833 code for a protein of 146 amino acids.